Coniophora puteana RWD-64-598 SS2 is the source of this 1528-nucleotide messenger RNA. RefSeq lists its product as uncharacterized. The transcript is spliced from 4 exons. Gene Ontology annotation, biological process: exocytosis. Gene Ontology annotation, molecular function: guanyl-nucleotide exchange factor activity. Lineage: Eukaryota; Fungi; Basidiomycota; Agaricomycetes; Boletales; Coniophoraceae. Gene Ontology annotation, cellular component: Golgi to plasma membrane transport vesicle; cell tip. The record is from RefSeq and is a predicted model, not a curated record. The coding region runs from base 137 to 1528 and encodes 463 amino acids.
GGCGGCCUCGCCCUUACCCCACCCCCGUGUACGAGUGUCAAUACUCAGUACUCAGUACGCAGACAUCGAUUGGCUUUCGUAGACUCCUUUCAGGCCUCCUUCAUUCGCUCUCCGGGUAUCCUUACAAUACAAACAGAUGCCCCCAUCCAAUGUCAAUCGCUUGAAACCCUCCCAGCAAUCUCCCAUUGAACCCAAGUCUCCCCUGCUUCCCAUCUUUGCAACCGUGGACGAUGAGCUGCGCGAUUUACGACGGACGCAAGCACAAGGCCAAGAAGAGGACCUACGAUAUGCCUUGGAUAGAGUGAUCAAACGCGUUGAAGAAUUGUCUUCGCUCCUCAAGACAGCUUACAAGACACAAGCUGAACUCGAGGCCUCACUGAGCGUCGCCAAAUCGAAUCUCACUCUAGUAAUAUCCAACAAUGAGAUGCUGGAAGAAGCACUACGGCGAGAACAACCUGUAAGCGCGAAGGAUGUUGGUUGGCGAAGAUGGAGCGCACGCGAGGCCCAAAACCAGGAGCAGCGUAACUCAGAGGAACGAACCAGAAGCCUAGAUUGCGGCUCGACGACUUCGACCGAGAACGGUGAAUCGCCUCAGCCUCCAAGCACUGUGCCCAUCAACGGGAAACCAGGGACAACCUCACCGGUACUUUCUCCUGCUCCGUCAACGUCGGAAGGGCGUUUUUUCAAGUUCAGGUUCAAUGGAGGCUCCAAAUCCCCUCUUCCUCCACACCCGUCCCACCUGACAUCACCCUCGCUCCCUUCACUGGUUUCGAGCACCAGAGAAAAGGAGUUUGAAGAUCUUCAAGAGCAACUUGAGAAAGAGCGUAAAGCCCACAAAGCUAGCGUAGAUGAGAAAUCAGCUCUUGAAGCCGAGCUCGAGUCCUUAUCUCAAGCACUCUUUGAAGAGGCUAACAAGAUGGUCGCCACUGAGCGUAUAAAGCGCGCAGAGACCGAAGAAGAACUUCAAGAAAUACGACUGGAAAAGGAUGCCCUUCGAAGAGCACUCCGUUUAAUAGAGGACGAGAAUGGUCAGCUUCGUAGUGCUAGCGUGACCGCUAUUGAAAAUACCAUGGCGGGACCUUCUUCAGGAGUUCUAUCCGACGGCACAGAUCUUCCUUCAGUGGGCUGGCACUCUCGCUCUUCUUCCCGCGUUGCCUUGAAAUCUCCCCUGCAUUCUCGAACAAACUCAAUGCAGGCUGUGAAAGAUCACGUCCUUGAUCAGGCAUCAGAUGUGACAGUCGAGAUCGCUCAAUCCCCUGGAAGUCCUUCCCCGACGCGAGACCAUUUAGUAGACUUCUCACUGGAACCCGCGCCUAAACCAUCGUCGCGAGGGGUAUCUCUAGAGGACACGGAAUCAUUUAAAUCACUGGACUCGCCGCUAGAACCUGCUUCUGAUACUGACCAGGCUACAUCAGGCUUUGACAGCCCUACAGUAGUCCAACCUCCCCCUGAAGCCGAAGAACUUUCACCAUGGGCAGACGCCCCAUCUAGCCCACCUCCUCGGCAGCAAGCAGCGACAUUCACAUAA